AUGGCCUCGUCCAAGACCACAAGCGAGGCCGAGGUCAAGGCGCUCGCGCAGUAUUCCGCUUGCGACAUAUCUGACGCCCUGGUUAAACUCAAGGUUCAAGGAGGCGGAUUUCUCGCCGACCUGCAUUGCUACAGCCAACCGGGUGCCAGUCACACUUCCAUCACGAUAGCACCGGCGUCUACCGUGCUAUUCAUCCCCAAGGGCGCGACAUUGGACGCACCACGUUCUAACAUCCCCCAAGACGCUCAUUGGGCAGAUCUUACACCGCCGCAUACUAUCGUUGUCAUCAGGCAGCCCGAUGGCCAAAGAAAUGCCGUCUGUGGAGGGAUCAUGGCUGUUCGGAUGAAGGUUCGCCAAGCCAAGGCGGUCGUCGUCGCAGGACGGGCCAGGGACCUGGAGGAGCUGAGAAGCACAGGUCUACCAGUUUGGGCCCGUGGUCUGUCCACUGUAGGGGCAGGGGCGGCAAGCACGCCUUGGGCUGUUCAGGUUCCUCUCGACAUCGAUGGAACCAUCGUUCACCCGGGGGAUCUUGUAUUUAGCGACCCUGUCAACGGCGUCGUCGUCAUUCCCCAAGACAAGGUCAGCCAGGUCCUUGAGCUUCUGCCACGCCUGACUGCUGCCGAUGACAAGGUUAAAGAGGAUGUCUUGAAGGGCGUCAGCGUUUAUGAUGCCUUCAAAACCCACAGGAGCAAUCUUUGA
Molecule: messenger RNA, 699 nt
Organism: Verticillium alfalfae VaMs.102
Lineage: Eukaryota; Fungi; Ascomycota; Sordariomycetes; Glomerellales; Plectosphaerellaceae
Product: DlpA domain-containing protein
Exons: 2
Coding region: 1-699 (232 amino acids)
Source: RefSeq, a predicted model, not a curated record